AUGCCCAAAUCUAAUAGUAAGAAAACAAACUUAGCUAGUCCGUAUUUUGCCAAAGUUCCUUCGGUGUGUAUAUCGAAAUAUUUUCCGGCAUCAAAACGGUCGAACAAUGUGAGAAAUAGUCACAUGAACGAAGACAACGACCAUAAAGCGAGACGAAGAGAACGAGAGGACGGAUGCGUACGAAAUGGUCGUGACGUCGACCGAAGUAAAGUUCAGCGUAGAGUAAAAUUCAAGAAGGAUGACGAUAAACCUGCUGGAACGAUUGGAUGUGAUGAUGUGCAAUCGACACCCGGAUGCAUAGGCUCUUGUUCUCCUCUUCCUAUGCUAUGGAAGUUCUUCGACAAGUAUUUUUCGCCCGAAAGUGCUGUCGGUGCAAAUGUUAGAGAGUUGAGUAAAUUUCUGCGUCCGAUGGGAUUGAAUAAUAAGCGUGCAGAAAGAAUAAUCAAGUUCUCGCAAUCGUACCUUGCCAAUCCUUUGUUUACUUCUCCGCGAGAGCUUUUUGGAGUGGGAAAAUAUGCUGAUGAUAGCUGGAGGUUAUUUUGCGGAGAGACGGAUGAUGCGUGGAAGGAAGGUUCAGGAUUUAUGCCUGACGAUAAGAUGUUGCGUGCGUAUAUAUUCUGGAGAAGAGAAUAUGAGAAGAGAAGAAAUAAAGAACAAUAA
Molecule: messenger RNA, 660 nt
Organism: Paraglomus brasilianum
Lineage: Eukaryota; Fungi; Glomeromycota; Glomeromycetes; Paraglomerales; Paraglomeraceae
Source: the annotation of a GenBank genome assembly